AUGGAAAAAAGGCAGGAAAAGAGAAGAGCGCGUUUGAAUGGGGAAGAAGCUAGGUGGGAGCCAAUGAUAAUUCCCCACAUAUCCAAAAAUUUUGUAUCUGGAGGAGUUAUUUACCAGGAGAAAAGGAAAUGGGUUGAGAAAAGCAUUGAGGAAACGUUAGGAAAUAUGCACAUCAAUGCCAUUCAUGAGCAUGAGGAUGAGGAGAGAAGCUGGCUGGACAUUCGCCCUUAUAAGCCCGGAAGGUAUAAUCAGAUAAAGAUGCACCCAGAAGAUAUGAGGAAGACUACGUUCAUUACUUUAUGGGGAACAUUUUGCUAUAAGAAACAAAAUCCUGAUGUCUGGAAUGAAGAAUGUCAGAAAGCCUUUGAGAAGAUAAAGCAAUACUUAUCUAACACUCCAGUGCUGUCACCACCUAGCCCAGAAAGACCCUUGAUUUUGUAUUUAUCGGUGUUCGACAACUCUAUGGGAUGCGUACUGGGUCAACAUGAUGUGACUGGAAAGAAGGAAAAGCUUAGAACUGGUGGUCGGUUCGGGCAAUGGGCGUUACAACAAGAGUCAAAUGAUUCCAAAGCCAUUCUCAUAAAAUAUGAAAGCCAAAAUUAUGAUCUCUCAAUUGUUGAAAGAUUCAAACCUGGCCAUAAUGAACUUGAUUACAUUGUUAAGAAACUUAUAUCUCCUUCAGUUUUUGUUAAAUCUAAAGAGAUGGUUGCUACUUCAUCUUUUAAGCCACAAGACGCCCAGUACCUGCUGCUACGCUGCUCUCUGCUCUCUACUGGUUCCCUCUGCUGCUACGCUGGUUCUUUGCCCUCAUCUUGUUUUGGAUUGAACACAAAGAAAGGGUUUGAUGCAAAAAUUGCUGCUGCCGUAGCAGAUGAGACAAACUUGCCAUUUGUCACAGCAGAAAAUAAGUUUGAAGCUUUGGCUGCACAUGAUGCCUUUGUUGAAACUAGCGGAGCCCUAAACACUGUUGCUACGUCCCUGAUGAAGGUUGCAAAUGACAUACGCUUACUGGGAAGUGGUCCCCGAUGUGGCCUUGGUGAGCUCAUUCUUCCUGAAAACGAGCCAGGCAGCGGUAUAAUGCCUGGGAAGGUAAACCCUACCCAGUGUGAGGCUAUCACUAUGGUCUGUGCCCAGGUAAUGGGUAACCAUGUUGCUAUCACAGUGGGCGGAUCCAAUGGCCACUUUGAAUUGAAUGUGUUCAAGCCAAUGAUUGCUAAUGCACUCCUGCAUUCAUUAAGAUUGCUGGGUGACGCAUCUGCUUCAUUUGAGAAGAACUGCGUGAGGGGAAUUCAAGCCAAUAGGGAAAGAAUUUCUAAAUUACUGCAUGAAUCUCUAAUGCUUGUCACAUCUUUGAACCCUAAAAUUGGUUACGACAAUGCUGCAGCAGUUGCCAAGAAAGCACACAAGGAGGGGUCCACUUUGAAGGAAGCAGCAUUGAGCGUUGGUGUGCUCACAAGCGAAGAAUUUGACACUCUUGUGGUCCCAGAGAAAAUGAUUGGCCCAUCUGACUGAUUUUUUUUUUUUUUUUGCUGGAGGAGACUUGAGCAGCAAUUGCUUAGAUUUUAAUUAAUUUUAAGGCCAUUUUUCUCAGUCAGAUUACAAAAUAGAAUCCGACCGCGAUUUUCUUCAUAUUCUGAUUAUGGAAAACAAUAUUAUUGAGGUUUCCCAUUUGCUUGGAAUUGUUUAUGCAGCUUAUGUAGUGAAAAAAAAAUAACAGUCGCGGAUUGACUAAGAAGGGGAAAACCUCCCUCAUUUGUAAGGAGACUGAUUGAAGUAAAGUUGAAGGCAAAAUAAAAGAGAUGGCAUCGAGUUUUGGUACA
Molecule: messenger RNA, 1820 nt
Organism: Gossypium raimondii (Peruvian cotton)
Lineage: Eukaryota; Viridiplantae; Streptophyta; Magnoliopsida; Malvales; Malvaceae
Exons: 14
Coding region: 1-1512 (503 amino acids)
Biological process (GO): tricarboxylic acid cycle; fumarate metabolic process; malate metabolic process
Cellular component (GO): mitochondrion; tricarboxylic acid cycle heteromeric enzyme complex
Molecular function (GO): fumarate hydratase activity
Source: RefSeq, a predicted model, not a curated record